Phialemonium atrogriseum is the source of this 1317-nucleotide messenger RNA. Its product is annotated as Septin. Gene Ontology annotation, biological process: intracellular protein localization; cytoskeleton-dependent cytokinesis. Gene Ontology annotation, molecular function: GTP binding; GTPase activity; molecular adaptor activity. Gene Ontology annotation, cellular component: septin complex; microtubule cytoskeleton; septin ring. The record is from RefSeq and is a predicted model, not a curated record. Bases 1 to 1317 code for a protein of 438 amino acids. The transcript is spliced from 4 exons. NCBI's taxonomy places the organism in Eukaryota, Fungi, Ascomycota, Sordariomycetes, Cephalothecales, Cephalothecaceae.
AUGUGCACAGCUUCGAGCAGUUCUGCUAGCAACUCGCCUCCUCCGGCCAGGGCAUCUCCUGCUCCCCAAGCACCCGUUGCUGUCCCUUCUGCAAAUGAGGCCAGAAACAUUGUGCGGAGGAAGCUGACCGGAUAUGUUGGCUUCGCCAAUCUUCCGAACCAAUGGCACCGCAAGAGUGUCCGCAAGGGGUUCAACUUCAACGUUAUGGUUGUCGGUGAAUCUGGGCUUGGAAAGUCUACGCUCGUCAACACUCUCUUCAACACUUCCCUCUACCCUCCCAAGGAGCGCAAGGAGCCUAGCCUCGACAUCAUUCCCAAAACCGUGACUAUCCAAUCUAUCAGCGCAGAUAUCGAGGAGGCCGGUGUUCGGCUCCGCCUGACCGUUGUCGACACCCCGGGCUUCGGCGAUUUCGUCAACAACGACGAAUCCUGGCGCCCAAUUGUGGACAAUAUUGAACAGCGCUUCGAUGCCUACUUGGAUGCCGAGAACAAGGUCAAUCGCAUGAACAUCGUGGACAACCGGAUCCAUGCCUGCGUCUUCUUCAUCCAGCCGACUGGCCACUCCCUGAAGCCCUUGGAUAUCGAGGUCAUGAAACGACUCCACACCAAGGUCAACCUCAUCCCCGUCAUUGCGAAGUCGGACACCUUGACCGAUGAGGAGAUUGCCGCUUUCAAGCACAGAAUCUUGCAAGACAUCAAGUUCCACAAGGUCCAGAUUUUCGAGGGUCCCCGAUACGAGCUCGACGACGAGGAGACCAUUGCGGAGAACAACGAGAUCCUUUCCAAGGUCCCAUUCGCCGUUGUUGGUGCUACUAACGAGAUCACCGCAGCCGACGGCCGCAAGGUCCGUGGUCGUCGCUACCCAUGGGGCGUCAUUGAGGUGGACAACGAGGAACACUGCGACUUCGUCAAGCUCCGACAAAUGCUCAUCCGCACCCACAUGGAGGAGCUCAAGGAACAUACCAACAACAACCUCUACGAGAACUACCGGACCGACAAGCUCAUCGCCAUGGGCGUCUCGCAAGACCCGAGCGUCUUCAAGGAGGUGAACCCCGCAGUCAAGCAAGAGGAAGAGCGUGCCCUGCACGAGCAGAAGCUUGCCAAGAUGGAGGCUGAGAUGAAGAUGGUCUUCCAGCAGAAGGUUGCCGAGAAGGAAUCCAAACUGAAGCAGAGCGAAGAGGAGCUGUAUGCCCGCCAUCGCGAGAUGAAGGAGCAGCUGGAUCGCCAGCGAAACGAGCUCGAGGAGAAGAAGGCCAGAAUCGAGAGCGGACGGCCACUCGAGAAAGAGCCGAAGAGGAAGGGCUUCUCGCUCCGAUAA